AUGACAAAUCUCGCUGAGAAUGUCCCUCUUCCUGACUCAGUAGAGCGUCUCUUGGAAAGUAUCUGCAAAGAUCAGAAUCAGCCCCUUCCUGACUCCCAUGUAAGGCGCCAGCUCGCGAACAUCGGAGAAGAAUCGGCUCUUGAUAUUUUGACACUAAUCUCACACUCCAGAGUUCGGAAAAGUCUCUCUGGGUUCAUUGUGCACAUGAUUAAUUCUCCGAAGAAAGCCCCUAGGCGCUCACCGAACGCAACCAGAGGCUCUGCUACGCGAAUCAUGGACACCCAAGUUACAGUUAGCGGAGCUGCAACUCCCUCUCCCAUGGAAGAGGAUCCCGGAACUGCCUCGCCUUCAAGAGCACAGGGAGAAGCAGAAUUACCAACGAGUCCAGAAUUAGUGGCCCUGGGAGAAUUGGAAUUCAGAAAGGCAUUUCUACUUUUGAGCUACAUUGGAGGAGAGAGUCUUGAACGGGCUAUAACGGCGGACAAGAUUAGGAGUCUUAAACCGUUGCCGAUGGGGAAGUUUGAGGAAGAAAUAUGGGAAGCCGUGGGAAAAAAAUUUGUCUCCGAUCACCACGAUCGACGACUGUAUCAUGAUUGGGAUUCAGGGAAGCCUUUUGUCUAUGAGUGUCAUAUUUCUCCAGAUGGGAGUUUAAGGUUCAAGGGCCCCUUCUUCCAAGAAGUACGAACACACUUACAAAAAUCACUAGGUGAUGACAAUGUUCUACUUGUAAAAUUUGCUGAGGAAAGGCAUGGAUACAAGCCGAAUCGGACUAGUUUUGAGGAAGCAUAUGCUCUAUACAGUAAAUUUGGAAGAGAGGGAAUCCAUGUUGGUCUUCGCCUUUACCACUUUUUUGUUUUCAAAGAUGGAAGAAAGGAAGAGAAAAAGAAGGACCAAACGUCUUCAGGUGUGAGAUGUUAUUUUGUUAGGACAAAAUCUUGUGCAUCAGUUGAUGAGAGGGAAUCAUACAUAUUACGGGGGAAGUCAAUAUUUGAAGCUCGAUCUUUAUUUAUGCAUGCUCAUACAUUGCCUACGUUGGACAAGUUUAUGGCCAGGUUUUCUCUAAUCUUGUCCAAAACCUUGACACUUGAUAUUGACAUGGGAUCUGUUGAUGUUCAAGAAAUUGGAGAUGUAUGUUGUCAGGAUGAAAAUGGUGAAGUUUCUCACAAUGGGAAAGCACAGAUACAUACUGAUGGAACCGGGUUUAUUUCUGAGGAUUUAGCUAUGCUUUGCCCUAGACACGUGUUUAAUACGAAGGCUAAAAAUUUCAUGGGUAAGACAACUAUGGCUUCUACAAAGAUGGAGUCCAGCACAUGUGAGCCACCUUUGCUGAUCCAAUGCCGUCUCUUUCACAUGGGAUGUGCCAUGAAGGGAACGCUUUUAAUCAACAAAAAGCUUCCUCCUCGGACGAUACAAGUUCGACAAUCAAUGAUUAAGGCGCAUACAGAUCCAAAUCUUUCGAUUCAAAGCGUUAAUUCAAUGGAGGUGGUAGCUACAAGCAACAAACCACAGAGGUGUUAUUUAUCCCGAACCCUGAUUGCUCUUCUAAGCUAUGGAGGAGUGCCAAAUGAGUUUUUUCUGGAUUUACUUAAGAGUGCUAUGGAAAAUGCAUAUUGUGUCUUCACUGACAAGCGUGCUGCAUUCAGAGUAUCUUUAAACCAUGGUGAGAUAGAUGAUGAGUUCAAUUCAGCAAAAAUGAUUCAACAUGGUAUCCCUCUUGAUGAGCCAUAUUUGCAAUAUCGUCUAUCUGUACUUGCAAAGGAGGAAAUGAAUAGUCUUAGGAGGGGGAAACUUUAUAUACCCAAUUGUUACUACUUAAUGGGGACUGCUGAUCCCACUGGACGCCUUAAGAAGAAUCAAGUUUGUAUUAUUCUUGAAAAUGGUCAAAUUUCUGGAGAUGUAUUGGUAUAUCGGAAUCCAGGAUUACAUUUUGGAGAUAUUCACAUACUCCAAGCAACAUAUGUGAAGGAGCUAGAAUCUUUUGUUGGCCAUAGCAAAUAUGCAAUAUUCUUUCCUUGUGUUGGUCCUCGCUCUUUGGCAGAUGAGAUAGGUGGAGGUGAUUUUGAUGGUGACAUGUACUGGGUAUCAAAAAAUCCUCAGUUGUUGGAGUAUUUCAAAAAGAGUGACCCAUGGAUUGAAAAUCCUCCUUGCAAUGAUGUCGUUGAUUCUAAAAGGCCAAGUGCACUUUCAGAUGAUGAACUGCAGCAUGAACUUUUCAAAUUGUUCUUGGGAUGUCGGUUUCAACCCAGUUAUGCUGUGGGUAUUGCAGCUGAGAGUUGGACUGCCCUUAUGGAUCGGCUGCUGACAUUGAGGGUGAGGGAUGACUGCCCAAAAGAGAAGCAGGAGAAAGAAUGUGUGAAGGAAAAGAUGAUUAAAUUGAUUGAUCUUUAUUACUAUGCUUUGGACGCACCAAAGAAAGGAGGAAAGAAGGUUGAAGUUCCGAAGUAUUUGAAGCCGGAAAUGUACCCACAUUACAUGGAAAAGGACAAUUCAUACACCUCUACUUCUAUCUUAGGUUUAAUAUACGAUGAGGUGGACAGAUAUCAAUAUGAAGACAUAUCUAAGAAGGAUAUUGUUACAAAGCUCCCCUGUUUUGAUGUCGAAGUACCUGAGAACUACCUGAAUAUGUGGAGAUCAUACUAUGACCAGUAUAGGAGCGAAAUGGCUGCUGCGCUAAAAUGUUCUGACCCGACAGCCAAACACAUGGCUGCUGAUGACAUCUACAGGAAAUAUAAAGAGAUACUAUAUGGUGCUUCUGAGCUGGAUGAUAGUCCAAAGAGUAGGAAGCUACUUAAAAAUGAGGCUUUGGCGGUGUAUCACGUUACUUAUGACUAUGCCAAGAGUGAAAAUUCAGUAAAUAAGUGUUGCUUUGCAUGGAAGGUUGCGGGUUCGAUUCUCCUAGACUUUUAUGCCUCUAAACAAGAUCUCCCAACUGUGUGGCGAGAGAUCUGUGGGUAGCAAAGGACUCCUCGCAUUCAUAUCUGAAUUAACAUUUUGUAUCCUAGCUCACUUCCACCCUAUCUUUUUUGUGGGACCUUGUCGAGUUAACGACUUGUUACUAUAAUGUAUAUAAACUUGUUAUGUCCUCCCUCUUUCUGAAGAACCUUUUGUUUUAGCAUUAACUAAAGUAUGAUCUAGACUAAAUAACCAGAAACCAGCUGUUUAAUCAUAAAAGUUAUUACUGACAACUUAUUUUUCAUUAGAAGGCGAACAGGGCAAAUGUUCUCAAGGGCAACCAAGGUAAUUUCAAAUCUAUCGAGGUAGACAUUUGGCAGCUGUCUGUUUAUGUGGACAUUAUGUGUAACUAUGCUCCAUUGAAAGAGUAAAAUACACGAUACAAUUGGGAGAUCGAGAAGUGGGGAGUAAGUAGUAACACGAUAUGGUAUCUGAAAAAUAAUUGACUACAGCGUGAAAUUUUAUGCUAAAUGCAGAGUGAAAAUUCAUAUCGUAUAAUGAAUGAUAAUAUCAAAGAUGAUCAGAUUAUUUUUCUUUUAUCUAGGUACAGAUCAUGGAUUUUACUAUCCGAUCCCUAAGCAUUUCGCACCA
Messenger RNA from Neltuma alba, 3543 nucleotides. Its product is annotated as probable RNA-dependent RNA polymerase 5. Gene Ontology annotation, molecular function: RNA-directed RNA polymerase activity. Bases 1 to 2955 code for a protein of 984 amino acids. The transcript is spliced from 19 exons. Lineage: Eukaryota; Viridiplantae; Streptophyta; Magnoliopsida; Fabales; Fabaceae. Gene Ontology annotation, biological process: siRNA processing. The record is from RefSeq and is a predicted model, not a curated record. Gene Ontology annotation, cellular component: nuclear RNA-directed RNA polymerase complex.